GUGGGCGGGAUUUACAGGCCCAGAAGCCGAGACCUUGGGUUGUGGGACUGUCCGGCUGGAGGGUCCCUUAUUGUAACAAUGUCCAAGCAAAUGGGCAAAGAUGGAUUGAAGGAGAAGUUUCAAAAGUUAUUGGGGUUGGGACCUUCUCGUGUUAAUUCCAAACAGUCUGAGUGGAAGCAUCCGGAAUACAUAAUUACAGCGGAGUUACUAAAGGAGCUGAGUUCAGAGAAUGCUCUUCACAUCCGGAUACGCGCAAUAAACCAAGUCUGUGAGCUGGCAAAAACGAAAAAGUUUGAGGAGCAUGCGGUGGAAGCCAUUUUGAAUGUAGUGACUGACCUCUUACAGCCCGAGCAGCCUACAGAAGCCCGGCAUCACGUGCUUAAUCUACUGAAAGCUAUCAUUCAUGGGCAGGGUGAAAGACUUGGGUUCCUACGAGCACAUUUCUUCCGCAUUAUAAAAGAUUAUCCAACUAAUGAAGACCUUGCUGAGAGACUGGAUGUGUUUAAAGCUCUCACUGAUGGGGGUCGAGACAUUACGUACCUUGAAGAAGAACUUGCUGCUUUUGUUCUCCAGUGGAUGGAAAUUGGUUUAACCCCUGAUUUCUUGCUUAUCCUGGUGAAUCUUGUGAAGUUUCACAGCUGUUAUCUAGAACGAUAUAUUGCUCCAAUGGUGCAAAUGAUCUGCCUCCUCUGUAACCGUACCACCUCCUACUACGAUAUUGAGAUGUCGUUGAAGGUUUUAGAUGCAGUGGUUUGUUACAACUGUCUUCCAUCAGAAAGCAUUCCCACUUUUGUCAUCACCCUGUGCCGGACCAUUAAUGUUAAGGAGCUGUGUGAGCCGUGCUGGAAGCUGAUGAGAAACCUAUUAGGGACCCACCUUGGACACAGUGCUAUUUACACCAUGAGCCGUAUUAUGGAAGAUCGAGUCUACAUGGAAGAUGCCCCUUUGCUAAGGGGAGCUGUGUUCUUUGUUGGGAUGGCGCUAUGGGGCGCCCACAGACUCUUUUGUCUGAAGAAUUCGCCCAUAUCUGUGCUCCCAUCUUUUCUCAAGGCCAUGACUUGCCCAAAUGCUGUUGUUUCCUAUGAAAUUGUUCUCUCCAUCACUCGGCUCAUCAAAAAAUACGGGAGGGAGCUGCAGGCUGGGACAUGGGAUGUUCUGAUGGACAUUUUAGAACAGUUAUUCCAGCAGCUCCAGGUUCUGCGUAGUCAGGAACUAAAGGCCGUAGUGCAUGACCUCCUGACCUCUGUAGAAGAGCUUUAUAACCAAAACGAGUUUCAUGGUAAUGAAGAGCGAUUUUUUGAGCUGGUAGAAAGAAGCUCUGACGACAGACCUAAAGAAUCUGUAGUUAAUCUCAUAAAUUACAAAGCUCAGUCCAUUCACCCAGGGAAGGAAGGGUGGGUCCUGGAUCUCCAAAAACUAAUGGAAAGAUAUUUCAGGAAUGAGACACGGAGUAUUGUGAGAAUGAAGGUGUUGGAUGUCUUAUCUUUCUCGCUCAGUAUUAAUCGACAAUUUUAUGAGGAGGAGUUGAUUGAGAAGGUUGUCACUUCCCAGCUGGCCCAUAUACCUGAGGAUAGAGACCACCAGGUGCGGAAAUUGGCUACCCAGCUUUUGGGGGACCUGGCUGAAUGCUGCCAUUCAUGUCAUUUCAACAGCUUGAUGGAUAUCAUAGAAAGGGUGGUGACACGACCUUUGUCUACAUCUACUGAUGUUGGACAUGAUGCUUCCUCAUUGGAAGAUGUGAAGACUUCAGUGCUAGGACUGAUGGUUAUACUCCAGACCAAGAUGUAUUCUCUGCCAGCCAGCCACGCAAUGCGCGUGUACGAGAUGCUGAUAAACCACAUUCAGCUCCAUUACAAAAACCUCUACAGUUCACACAUCGCCAGCAGUAUACGGCUUCAGGUGUUUGAUUUCCUCCUGCUCAUCCGAGCUGACUCUUUAAGACGACUGGGGCUUCCUAAUAAGGAUGGAGCUGUCCGAUUCAGUCCGUACUGCCUCUGCGAAUCUGUGACUGAGCAAGAGAAGAAAACGACAGAACGGAAGCCUGCUGGCACCUUAUCGCCUCCGUCCGGAAGUCCUAGUCUCCCCUCCCAGAAUGCUUCCCCACGCAUGGGCUACCUGCCAUACUCUUUGGCAUUUGGAGUCCUCCUACAAUGCCUAAAGCAGGAGACUGACUGGAAGGUGCUGAAGCUGGUUCUAAAUAAGCUGCCAGAGUGUCUCCGUUACAAGGUCCUGAUAUUGUCAUCUCCUUGUAACAUUGACCAGCUUGCUUCGUCCCUGUGCACUAUGCUUAAUGACCGAAAAGCAAGUGAACGUCUCUACAACACACCAGACGGCUUUUCUCGUACUGAUCUGCAACUAGCGGUAGUUCCUGUAUUGACGGCUUUAACUUCUUACCACCAGUACCUAGAAAUCACCAAACAGCGCGAUAUGGUGCGAUGUCUCGAGACUGGCCUGAUUUCUCGUUGCGCCAAGCAGUGUGUGGUUGCGCUGUCUAUGUGCAUGAUCGAAAUGCCAGGCAUUCUAAUGAAAUCCCUUCCGGUGCUCAUAGUCAAACUAACUCACAUCUCUGCAACAGUAACUAUGGCUAUCCCAAUGCUGGAAUUCCUAUCAACCUUGGUCCGCCUCCCCCACCUGUACGGUAAUUUUGCUGCAGAACAGUAUGCCAGUGUGUUUGCCAUCUCUCUUCCCUACACCAAUCCAUCCAGGUUUAACCAGUAUAUUGUGUUUCUGGCUCACCACGUUAUUGCCAUGUGGUUUAUCAGAUGUAGACUAUCGCUGCGGAGAGACUUUGUGCCAUACAUAACAAAGGGUUUGCGAUCCAAUGUUCUCCUAAGUUUUGAUGACACUCCUGAGAAAGGGAGCUUCCGGGCUCGCAGCACCAGCUUGAACGAGAGACCCAAAAGCUUGAAGCUGUCUAAACAUGCAAAGCCAGGCUUGAGUGACUCAUCCCCAGUUAAAGAAGUGAAAGACUUGUCAGAUGCCUUCAGAUCUCGCAGCAUCAGUGUGUCCGAACGUGCUGCGUACAGCCGUAUGCAGACUUCUGUCACCAGCUCCAGCUUAGGCUCUGCCGAUGAGAGCUCUAUGGCCCAGGCUGAUGACAGCUUGAAAAAUCUUCACCUGGAGCUGACCGAGAUCUGUUUAGAUAUGAUGGCUCGAUACGUCUUUUCCAACUUCACUGCAGUGCCUAAACGAUCACCCGUUGGAGAGUUCCUAUUGGAUGGAGGAAGAACAAAGACCUGGUUGGUUGGAAACAAACUUGUUACUAUAACAACCAGCGUGGGAAGAGGGACACGCUCCCUUCUGGGGCUGGAUUGUGGAGAGAUCCAAGAAGACCCAGACUCUUGCUCAGGAAUGCAAACUGAACAAGUCAGAGAAGCACCUACCAAGCUGGACCUUCAGGCGAAGAAACAACAGAGUAUGCACACACCACGUCACCGCGUCCGCUCCAUGUCUGGAGGCCAUGGGCUACGAGCUGGUACAAUGGAAGGACCCUCAAUAUCUUCCCCACAAGGGCAGCCUGGUGUAACCCCAUUAACAAGGGCAGACAAGACCCCCCGUAGGCCACAAGUAAAGAGAGAGAAGGCCACACUGGCUGACUUUGUUCCGGUGCUGACACAAGGCUGGGCUGAGAUCCUAGUUCGCAGGCCAACUGGAAAUACCAGUUGGCUGAUGAGUCUAGAGAAUCCACUCAGCCCCUUUUCUUCCGACAUUAACAAUAUGCCCCUUCAAGAGCUGUCUAAUGCACUUAUGGCAGCGGAGAGAUUUAAAGAGCACAGGGAGACUGCCCUCUACAAAUCCCUUUCCAUGCCAGCAUCAACAUUGACUGCUUCCUCCAAAACCAAGCCCACCCUUCUCCAACGCUCAAACACAGUGGCUUCUGUCUCUCUCUCCCAGUCCAGUGGUCAAGGAAAGUUGCUUAGGAGUAUAUCCUGGGCAGAGUCCUCGGUUGUGCCUGAGGAAGGGACACAGCCUGAUACAGAAACCGAUAUCACUUCUCCAGGAGGAUCUCAAGAGCUUGAUGAUUUUGAAGCGGUUGCCACAGAAGAAACCGCAUGCGAGGAGAAGACUGAUAAGAAGACAGAAGGAAUAAGCAGGUCCUCCUCCACCUCCAGCCAAGAAGAUUCUUCUGCUCAUCAACCGGAAGAACCAGAAGCUGGUGGAAUCCCCAUUGAAGGGUCCACUCGUGAGAUUCCCUUUCAACCCUCCCAACCUUUGUGCAAGUCCAGCUCUUCCCCUGAACUUCAGACCUUACAGGAGUUACCACGGGAGCCAGACACCAAAGAAGAAACCAAGCAGUCAACUGCAGAUCUCAAACCAUUACCACUGGCUACUAACACCGAGCCUGAAGUCCACCCUAGCCCAUCUGCCAAAACUGAAGUGGAUGGUGGUUUUGGAGCAACUGCUAUGCCGGAAACAGGGAGCAGGCUUGAACCAGGAGUGAUAAACCAAUCUCCACAGUCUCCUAGUGGAUAUCGCCCUAGAGGACACACCAUCUCAGACUCUGAGCCCUCCAGGAGGGGGAGAAGAAUUAACGUAGAUGCUUUCAAAAGUAGCACAAAAUCAUCCAAAGCUGACAAGGUUCCCGGAAUAGAUCCGAGCUUUGUGUUUUUGCAGCUGUACCAUUCCCCCUUUUUUGGGGAUGAGUCCAACAAGCCCAUAUUUGUACCCAAUACACAGACAUUUGACAGAACUAUGAAGCUGCUGGACCAGAUACCUUCAUAUGAUACACAUAAAAUUGGAGUUCUUUAUGUUGGGGAAGGGCAGAUUGGCAACGAACGGGCAAUCCUCUCCAACGAGCAUGGCUCCUACCGAUACACUCAGUUUUUAACAGGUCUGGGGAAGCUCAUUGAGCUGCGCGACACUCAGCCUGACAAAAUCUUCUUGGGAGGACUGGACGGGUGUGGGGACGAUGGUCAGUUCACCUACUGUUGGCAUGAUGACAUCAUGCAAGUCAUUUUCCAAAUCACCACCCUGAUGCCAAACAAAGAGAUUGAUCCGAGCCGCUGCAAUAAGAAGAGGCACGUGGGCAACAACUUUGUAAAUAUUGUGUACAAUGACUCUGGCGAGUUCUACAAGCUGGGGACCCUCAAGGGUCAGUUCAACUUUGUGGAUGUAAACAUCCAACCAUUGGACUGCGAGAGCAAUCUGGUGACGCUGCAAUGUCGGAAAGAUAUGGAAGGUCUCGUCGAUAUCACUGCAGCCAAAAUUGUUUCCGAUAAAAACCUUCCUUUCCUUGCACGACAGAUGGCUUUACAUUCAAACAUGGCCUCGCAAGUUCAUCACAGCAGGUCAAACCCCACCGACAUUUACCCUUCUAAAUGGAUAGCCCGACUCCGGCAUAUUAAGAAGAUGAGACCCAAGAUUCACGAAGAGCUGCUGGAGCAGAGUGCAAACCUCCCAUAUCAGAUGUACAGUAACAAAACUCCUCCGCAGACUCAGCAGUCACCCAACGGCACUUUUGAAACCGGACAGAGAACAAGACUCAUAUCGGCAGUGGAUGACUUUACAGAGUUUGCUUAGUGAGACCUUUUUAACCGACUGGUCUGGCUUCAUGGUACGGUGCGGGACCCUCGCAGGGACACAGUUUUUGUGCAGUAUUUUGAUACAGAGCAGGCAAAGACUACUAAAUAAUUAAAAGCUCACUCAUGAGACUUUAGCCUCUGGACCUGGAACUGUCUAAACCUAGACGACGCUUGGAUACUUUUUUAAGAGACACUAGAAGCUAAAUUAUUUUGAAUACUGGAAUGGAUAUCCUAAUUUAUUAUUAACCCUUUUUCAAAGGUGUAAAGUUGCUUUGAUUAUAUUCCUGUAUUGUGGACUUAUGAAAGUGAAAAAAAAUCUACAGCCUAAAAUGGAUUUUUUUUCCUGCGCAAUACGGAAUUAAGUUCAGUAAUAAAAGUUUUGAGUUUAUCUCCCUGUUUUGCAUACAAAUCCUAAUAUUUAAGGGAGAUUAUGGAAGAGAGCAGGUGAUUUGUCCUGUGAUUUAAUUGGUAGCACUUUAACUUCUAAGCUUCCCCCGGGAUGUGCAAUGUGUUGCCGGACUCUCUAUUAGCAAUCUAGUUUUGCAACAAAAAAAUAAAGUGCAAAAUUAAAAUAA
Messenger RNA from Bombina bombina (fire-bellied toad), 6097 nucleotides. It is a transcript of the gene TSC2, whose product is annotated as TSC complex subunit 2. The transcript has 42 exons. The record is from RefSeq and is a predicted model, not a curated record. Gene Ontology annotation, cellular component: TSC1-TSC2 complex; cytoplasm; nucleus. NCBI's taxonomy places the organism in Eukaryota, Metazoa, Chordata, Amphibia, Anura, Bombinatoridae. Gene Ontology annotation, biological process: regulation of cell cycle; negative regulation of TOR signaling; negative regulation of phosphatidylinositol 3-kinase/protein kinase B signal transduction. Gene Ontology annotation, molecular function: GTPase activator activity. Bases 79 to 5520 code for a protein of 1813 amino acids.